GGUACUCUUUGGCGUUGAGCCGUUGGGUCUUGAUGACUGCUGUUUCAAUCAGGCGCUAGGCGCUAGUCGCUAGGCGCCAGGCUAAUCUUUCUUGUUCCCUGCGCCCUCUAGUCUGUCCAAUCCACUCUACUCUGUCGGUCCAUUCCAUCCCAUCUAUCCCUCCCCUCCCUCCAGCCGAGCUCCAGAUCCUUAGCGACUCUGAUGCAUCCGUUGGGCUUUAACCUAGGCCGGCUUCCACGGUCCUUACAUUCAUCGCAGAAUACCGCCUCAUCAUCGACAAGAACAGAGAGAAUUGCGGCUAACUUGUAAGUGCUUUCCUCAACUCCGUGCCCUGACAAUCCUCGACCCAUGCACGCACCACAUGUAUGCAUAGGUUACUUCCCCCUUGGGAAGUUGUGGCUGAAGGCUGCAGACCUGCAGUGGUGAGGAUCGAAGCUCUCUAUGGGAAAGGAAGAGAAGGAAGGCACUUGACCAACAAGGAUUAGGCCAAACGCACUCCGAGUCUCAAGGAUGAAGGCGGGCAUUUUGCUAGGCAGCUGUGGACUAAUAUCAAUGUCUUAAGGAUUCGCGAAGAAUCCUUCAUCGAACGGUAAGGGCGGGUGAAGACGCCGACCGGAACAGCUCGCCUCAGAGAGGCCCCCCAGAUUUGGCAACUAAGUUACUAAGUUCGCUUCCCUUCUUCCCCCUCUAACCAUGAGAGUCAGCCCAAACAAGUCGGCCUUUAGCGCAGGCGACCCGCCAGGCAGCAGCAUCAAUGAGAUACCUACUAGGUACUAGUUCUUCAAGAAUCGUUGUUCUCAGAGCCACAAAAAGAGUAAUAACAACAACAAAAAUAAUUUUGUAACAACGACAAAACUUCAACCAUCCAUCACAGGCGUGGCUCUUUGCGCCGCCCCAAUGUCGUGCCAAAUGACUCACAUCGAUCACUGCACAAUCUGACGAGUGACUUUUUCUUUUAAUUCUUUCGGCCUUCUUAUUCCUCCGUUUGCAUCAUGUUCAAAAAGAAGAAAAUUCCCAAGGCCUUUCCGGUCAAAGUGAGCACAAUGGACGCGGAGAUGGAAUUCAAUUUGCGGAUGAAGGCAACCGGCCAAGAGCUCUUUGAUUUAGUGUGUCGAACCAUCGGAUUACGAGAGACAUGGUACUUUGGUCUCCAAUUCCAAGACUCCAAAGGCUAUGCUUGGCUCAAGAUGGAGAAGCGUGUACUGGACCAGGAUGUCAAUCAGGAUCCAGAGCCGUCCGUGUCGUUUCUGUUCCUUGCCAAGUUCUAUCCCGAAGACGUGAGCGAGGAAUUGGUUCAAGAGAUCACGCAGCAUCUCUUCUUCCUACAAGUUAAGCAAUCCAUUCUGAACAUGGAUUGGUACGUUUCGCCCGAGGCAUCUGUGUUGCUGGCCUCGUACGCUGUGCAAGCCAAGUACGGAGAUUAUGACGAGAACAAUCCACAACCCGGUCGAUUGGCCAAUGAAGACCUUCUACCCCAACGCGUCAUCGACCAGUAUAAGAUGACACGAGAAAUGUGGGAAGAUCGAAUCAUGGUUUGGUAUACGGAUCACAAGGGCAUGUCCCGCGAUGAGGCCGAGAUGGAAUACCUCAAGAUUGCUCAAGAUUUGGAUAUGUAUGGUGUGAAAUACUUCAUGAUCUUUAACAAGAAGGAAAGUGACCUCUGGUUGGGUGUCACUAAUCUGGGGUUGAACAUCUACGAGGGGGACAAUAAGCUCACGCCCAAAAUUAUGUUUCCCUGGUCGGAGAUUCGCAACAUCAGUUUUGACGCCAAAAAGUUCAUCAUCAAGACAGUUGAAAAGUCAUCCUCUAAUUUCACAUUCUACUCCAAGAAACUACGUAUGAACAAACUUAUCCUUGAUUUGUGCAUUGGAAACCAUGACCUUUUCAUGCGGAGGCGGAAACCCGAUCCCAUGGAUGUUCAACAAAUGAAAGCCCAGGCUCGUGAAGAGAAACAAAGACGACAAAUUGAGCGAAGCAAACUAGCCCGAGAGAAACAACUAAGAGAAGAGCUUGAGCGUGAAAAGUGUGCUUUAGAGCAAAGGCUCAUCCAAUAUCAAGAGGAGGUUCGGAUUGCCAAGGAAGCUCUUCAAAGAUCCGAGGAGGCGGCGGAUCUUUUGGCGGAAAAGUCGAUGAUUGCCGAGCAAGAGGCCAUGCUACUUCAACAAAAAGCGACUGAAGCCGAAAAUGAGUUGCAGCGAAUCAAAUUAUCUGUGAUAAAAACUGAGGAGGAAAAGCUCCUCAUGGAAAAUAAAGCUCGGGAGGCUGAGCAUAUGGUCAGCCGUUUAGUCGAGGAAAGUGAGCUCCGAAGACGAGAGGCCAACGAAUUGAAGAGAGAAGUCGACAACGCCCGAGACUCUGAGCGGAUAGCUAAAGACAAGUUGAUGUCAUUUCUUUCACAAAACAUCACACCGCCUUUGGAAAACCAUAACGGUCACAAUAGCACAUCGAUGCAUCUCACUCAUUCCUCGGGUUCACCGGGCUUUGAUGGCUACCUCCAUCCCAGAAUACCGUCCUCUUCAGAUAUGGGUUCACCCUCGAUCGACUUGUCCGAAAAUGGGCAUGCUCCAACGUCUAACCAUGAACUACCUUUCGCAUCAUCACAUCCGGAUUUGGUGGCCCUUCACUUUAACCCAUCUGUGAACAGUUUUCACGGUCAUACCUUAAUUGACGAUGAUACGGAUCUUCAGGAUCUGUCGCUCGAGAUCGAAAAGGAAAAAUUCGAAUACUUGGAAAAGAGCAAAAAUCUCCACGAACAACUUCGAACCCUCAAGAAUGAAAUUGAGGAACUCAAAGUUGAUGAGAAAGUUUCAUAUUUGGAUCAAAUCCAUAGCGAGCAACAAGAACAGGGCGAAAACAAAUAUUCCACUAUUCAAAAAGUGAAACGAGGCUCAACCUCAUCUCGAGUUGCCUUUUUUGAAGAACUCUAGUGCCUACAUACCCUUACCGCCUUCUCAAGUGCCAAAAUUAAAAAAAGGAAAACGUGUCAUACUGCACAGUCAAUUAUAUAUAUAUCUAUCUAUGGA
Molecule: messenger RNA, 3023 nt
Organism: Tigriopus californicus
Lineage: Eukaryota; Metazoa; Arthropoda; Copepoda; Harpacticoida; Harpacticidae
Gene: Mer
Product: merlin-like
Exons: 3
Coding region: 993-2927 (644 amino acids)
Biological process (GO): regulation of cell shape; positive regulation of early endosome to late endosome transport; positive regulation of protein localization to early endosome
Cellular component (GO): plasma membrane; cytoskeleton; filopodium
Molecular function (GO): cell adhesion molecule binding; actin binding
Source: RefSeq, a predicted model, not a curated record